CUUAAGUGUUAAGUUUAGCUCCAGUGUGAAAAAUCUAUUUUUGUCUGCUAUAAUUUCUAAAGGAUUAAAUUAUUAAAUUUUUAUUUGUGCUAAAAAGGAACCGCUUUUAAAAUGAAGUUCAGUGCAACAUUGAUAUUAAUCGUGGUGAUCGUUGGAUUAGCGGGAACCGGCUCAGCUCUGCCAGCUAAAAAAAGAAUGGUUUAUUAUCAACAACCCGCACAAUGGUACUCCGGACCACAACGUAUGAUGUAUGUGCAAUAUGUACAGCCAUCCCGUACUCAUGCUCGUUCUACACAGGCUGCCGCUGCCUUAGUUGCCGGAGAAAGUGUUGCCACUAGCACUUACUUAGAGGAUUGUAAUCAUGCAGAUGGUGCUGUUGCCGCCGCAGGCCCAACUGUUGAUAUCGUUGCCGAAGAAGAACGUAACGAAGAUGUCUUAGGUGCUGCUGGUGCUCAUGUAGCUCAUUCCAUUGCUGAAGCAUAUCCUGAGGAAAGUUUACCACAAACACCAGUUGCUGAUGAUGUUGCCGAUGUAGCUACUCCAGCCGUAGAAGAACCUGCUCCAGUCGCUGCUGAUGAAGAGGGAGUCAUUGCAAGCAAUGAUGAGGCUAAAGUACCACGUGACUAUAACUUUGAUGCCGCUGCAGUUGCCGAAACUGAACCUGAAGUUCCUGAAGUGCCUGUUGUGCCAGUAGUUGAAGUUGCUGCCGAUUUGCCCGCUCCUGCACCAAUUGCCCCCGUUGCCACCCCAGCUAGACGUUACUUGCCUUCGAAAAAGAAGGUCUACGUAGAACUUGAUCAAUCUGCUGAAGGCGAGGAAGUUGCUGAAGAUGAAGCUGAAAAUGCUGUUGCUGUGGCUCAAGUCGAAGAGGAUGAAGAAGAUGAUGAAACCGAUGUUGCACCCGUACCUGUAGUACCCAAACACCCAGCUCGCAUUCCCAAUGCACGCCGCCCAGUCGCUAAGAAACCAGUUAAACCAGUUAAGGCCGCACAGGGAUCCAAACCAGCAAAACCAUUGCCAGCAGGUACUUUCUUCCCAAUUGAUUUCGGUGGCACCAACGGUGGUGCAAUUGCUAUUGCUAACUCCUUCAGCACAGGUGAAGGUGGUUCAGCCACAAGUCAUGCUAUCGCAUACGGUUCCCCUGAAGCCGCACGUGCCCGUGUCCGCCCAAGCAAAUUACAUUAAUUUUAAAAUGACUGAUGCCUAUAGCAAUUACUUUUAAUCUCCGAAACACAAUUUAGUACUGCAAAACCUUGAAAAUUUCCGUUGCUGCUAAGAAACUUUUUUUUUAAUUAUUAAUUUUAGACAAUUACGAACUUUAUCCGACUUUUUACCAAAAUUUUUUA
Molecule: messenger RNA, 1346 nt
Organism: Teleopsis dalmanni
Lineage: Eukaryota; Metazoa; Arthropoda; Insecta; Diptera; Diopsidae
Product: magnetosome-associated protein MamJ
Exons: 3
Coding region: 112-1185 (357 amino acids)
Source: RefSeq, a predicted model, not a curated record